AUGCCGGUUGUGCGCGUGGUGCGUGCAGGAGCAUGGCUUCUCACUUCAAUCGUGCAAACUCAGCCACUGGUGCAGCAGUAUCGACAGAUCACCAACUACAGCAAACAGAACAAAUUUAAGCCAGAAGUGGCCGGCUUGCCAGUUACUAAUUGUGAAGAACUCUCCCCGGGAAUCCUGAACUCCCAGAAGGCUGUUGCGCUCUCAGUGCUCCAGAUUGAGAACUGCAUCGGCAACAGUGAUCUUGGUUCUUCUCUGCCUUCCUUGAGCAAAGUUCGCAGCUGGAAUGCUGAUCAGGCUGAGGCCAUUCUCAGCAAACUAUUCCAUUCUGGAUACCAGAUUCUGGACGGCCAGAGCCUCACAGCGCUUGGGAGUUUGGUGAUUGGGUUGAAGAGCAGCAGCCUGCAGGCUAUGCCUGCCAAAGCAGUCUUGGAUGCUGUUAAAGUCCCAAGUUUUGCUGAGCGACUAGAAGUUGUAUCACCCACUCUAAAAACUGCAUUUGUGGAAAAGCUAGUUGCUGCUGUAGAUGGAACCAAUGACUUGGUGAAACACAUCCCUAAUAGCCUGGUCCCCUAUAUACCAAAAUCAUUGUUGAACUUUAAUGACACGUUCGACAUUCAAGACCUCAAUGGCAAACCAUGGACCUCGGAACAGGCUGCCAUGUUUUUUGAUGUUGUAAUCCAGAGAGUCCCCGAUCUCAACAGCCUGUCCCCCUCCAUCUUGCACGGCUUUACCUGCGCAGUCGCUGCUAAUUUGGAUGAUGAGAGAUUCCAUCAGCUCACCAAGGCUCUGAAGGAGAAGGACGUCCCACUGAGAGAAGAUCAGCUAAGCUGCCUAGCCAAAAGAAUCAUGCUCAGUGGAAUGCCCAAGGAUUUCAACAACUAUCCUAAAGACGUGCUUCUUUUUAUAAGUCCAGCAGAUUAUGCAGCAACUGGAAACUGCGAAGAGUAUAUCACUCGUGUUGGGGAAGCCAACAUUGAUAUAUUAGAGAACGGGUCCCCACAAAGAACGCAGCUGCUGUCAGAGGCUUUAGCUUGUCUGAAUAUCCAUGGCGUCCAGGUGAGCAAAGAAGAUGCAGAAAUUCUGGGCCACUUGGGUUGUGAUCUUGGUGCAGAAUACAUCGCAGCAUCUGGCAAAAACUUGCUGAAGCAGUUAAAUCAUUGCCACUCCUUCACUCCUGAUCAGAUCCAAGCAAUUCAAGCUGUCCUCAUCAGCGGCAACACCCCCGUCGGGCCUCCUUCAAAGUGGUCCUCAUCUACUCUGGAGGAACUGAGAGGUUUGUUCCCUAUAUUCGGUGACAGCAUUCUGCAAAAUAUUCCUAAGAGUGUUUUAAUCCCGUGGCUGAAACACUUUGUACACAGUUCCCAUCCGCCAAGAGAACAGCUGGCACCUGUUGUGGAAAGCCUCCAGCCUUCGAGGCGGAAACGAAGCUCAGAAUGCCCACCCGAUAAAACCAUAACAGAGGAGAUGUUAAAGGAUGAGUUGAUGCCGAUUUAUUAUUCUCCUAGCGAGUUACAGACGUGCUUGAAGGGCGAAAUCCUGCUGGACAGCCUUGGUGUGGUUUCGAAUUAUGCUUUCACUCAGCAGCAGCUGGAAGUGGUAAAGAAAAACCUGGACGAGAUGUUUCCCACUGGAUAUCCGGAUUCAGUUCUUCGCAACCUUGGGGUCCUCAUGGGUAUGAUGAGUCCUGAGGACAUUAAAAAGUGGAAUAUCAGCUCGACAGAAACACUGGAGAGUUUGUUGGACGCGCAGCCUAACGACGACCUGGCCACCCUAAUUAUUCAGAAAUAUGUUGAUUCUGGACAGCCACUGGAUAGCCAAGCUCUCAAUGCAAUUGGAUCAAAAUACAUAUGCCUCCUGAAUGAGAAUCAACUCAACAUGAUUCAUGAAAAUGCCAUCAAGAUGGCCAGCGACCUCGACCCGUCUAAUUGUUCCCAAACCACCAAGAAUGUCCUGUAUCCCAAAGCCAAGCGGGCAUUCUCUGACCGACACAAUGAGUUUCCUGCUUAUUAUAACCUGAUCAAGCCAUACUUGGGAGGGGCUCCAGGCGAGGAUCUGAGGGCGCUCAGCAAAAAUAAUGUCAACAUGGAUGUGGAGACUUUCUUGGGCUUGCAAAAAGAUGCGGUGAUGAAACUAACCCCCAGUGAUGUCAGAGGCCUGCUCGGAAUCAAUCUGCCAGACCUGAAGCUUCACCAGUCCAAUCCUGUACUAAGAGACUGGAGCUACAAACAGAAGCAGUCUGAGCUGAACAGUCUGGGCCUUGAGUCCAAGGGUGGGCUACCAGAUGGAUACGUUGAUCUUCCUCGCAGAUCUAACCGUAGGAAACGUCUGGCAUUUGCUUUCUAGGGGAGAGGGGGUUAACUUCAAGUCCACUCAGCAAGCAAAUUACAAGCAGGCAAGAAAGCGUUCCAACCUGGGAAACAGAAUGUAGGAGUUAUUUUAAAAUAAGUCUCAAUGUAUCUUUGGGGUGUGGAGGUACUAUUUUCUUUAUCUAGCAUAGUUCUGUAUUCUUCCUCUCCUAUAAGUUGCUUGGGGCAGCGUACAUGUUUUUCCCCAUUUUAUCUUCAUAA
Molecule: messenger RNA, 2567 nt
Organism: Elgaria multicarinata webbii
Lineage: Eukaryota; Metazoa; Chordata; Lepidosauria; Squamata; Anguidae
Gene: MSLN
Product: mesothelin
Exons: 17
Coding region: 1-2343 (780 amino acids)
Biological process (GO): cell-matrix adhesion
Cellular component (GO): cell surface
Source: RefSeq, a predicted model, not a curated record